Symbiodinium natans is the source of this 1350-nucleotide messenger RNA. NCBI's taxonomy places the organism in Eukaryota, Dinophyceae, Suessiales, Symbiodiniaceae. The record is from the annotation of a GenBank genome assembly.
AUGGCGAUGCGGGGUGCCCAAAGUGGCACCAAGAGGCGAUGGAGGCCCUGGAGACUUGCGCUGGCGUGCCUGGCUCUGCUCUUCAGCUGCUUUUCGGACUCAUCAUCCGCAUUUCUUGAAGCAGGAGCUGCAAGCAGACGCCGAAGCAUGACGCUGCAGUGGUUUGCCGCGUCCCUUCUAGGAGAACUCCCCGCGGUUGCUGAGGGCGAGAAUGUGGAUCUGGGUUACGAGAAGAUGGAUCGGCUGAAAGGCUCCCUGGCGAAGAAACGUACCAAGAUGCCCGACUUUACCCCUUUGCCCAGUGGCUUGCAGAUCAAAGAUGCCGAUCCUGGCAGAGUCGGCAUGCCUGCGGCCAAAGAGGGCGACUACGUAGUUUUUACUUGGGAGGGCUACACUAUCAAUUACUUCGGGCGACCGUUUGAGACGCGGACCUUACAGAAGAUGUCCGGCAUAGACCCCGACCCCGUGCGCUUCCGCGUGGGUGAUGGCAAAGUCAUCAAGGGGAUCGAUGAGGGUGUCCGGGGGAUGCACGAAGGCGGAAUUCGGCAGUUGAUCGUUCCCGUGGAGUUGAGCUCCCAGGUGAUGGACAACAAGGGUGGCCUCAUGGACAAGACCCUGCUCAUCAACGUUGCAGUGAAGAGAGUCUACCAGAAAUAUUUGAGCCUCCUGGACCUAACAUGGCAGGUCACCGGGCAGCUGGGCAGCGUGAUGAGCGAGCCCGUGUCCAGCUCAAUCUCGCUGACGUAUGCUCGGCUCUUCAUGCGGGAGUUGGACUCCAGCAACACCUUUCUGGACACCGCCAGCAUCCACCUCCAUGUGCCCGAGGGAGCCACGCCAAAGGAUGGCCCUUCGGCCGGGGUGACGAUGACCAGUGCCCUGGUAAGUAGCGCCGUCAACGCGGCCCUGGUGGAUGAUAUCGCCAUGACAGGGGAGCUGACGCUGAUGGGCAAGGUUCUCAAAGUGGGCGGCAUCAAGGAGAAGGUCAUAGCUGCGCGUCGCGAGGGAGUGAAAACUCUCUUACUCCCACGGCAGAACGAGGCUGACUUCAUGGAGCUCAAAGACUACCUCCGUGCAGGUUUGACAGCCCACUUUGUCGACCACUACGACGACGUUUACCAACUGGCCUUCGACCAGUCAAAGGUCCCUCCACUGCGCGGGCCUUCGCGCGGCCUGCCCGUGAUCACGGUGGUCACCCCCGAGGCGGCCGUAGCCGAGCAGGUGGAAACGCCUUCGCCGGACGCCGAUUCUUCGGCCAGCGAAGGCCAGCCGGUCCCGCUGUCCCAGCCUCUUCCCGCAGGUAUCAACCCUCAGCCCAGCCAAACCCCGAUGGGUGCGUCAGCGUGGUUUUGA